AGGAAAUGCUUCAAACAAAAGAAAAAUUAAAGGAGAAAAAAACCCAGUAUAAUCAAAACAGCUUAACUAUCUAUUCUUUUUUUUCUCUAUUUUUUUUUAAGUGUCUAGAGAAGGAUCUAUGUGCAACAUUUUUGGUUUUCCUAUACUAUGACAAUUUAUUUAACAUUUUUCAUAAUAUUUUCAAAAUAAUUUAUUAUUUGUUGAUAUUAAUAGCCAAAACCCAGAUUUAUUAUGGAGAAUUUGAGCAGAACUCAUGCAUCAGAAUGGAUAAACCCUGACUACCCAAGUGUUUAACCCCCUGAAGCUCUUUGGUCUAAUUUGUCAACAUAUAUCCAAUAUAUCAAUAUACCAGUGUGCAAGGUAGACUUUUAGAUGUUAAUAUCCCUUUUAACUAGAAUGAUGAUGAUGAUAAAAACAAAUUUAUAAUUAUUGUAGUAACUAUCCCUAUUGUUAUUAUUUCAGGUAAUUGAGGGGUUAUGUAAGGGAGCUCUAGUGUAUUUAAAUUUGAAUGGGAAGGUAGGAAGGAAUAUUAACUGGCUGUUAGAACAUCAGAACUCUAGCUUGUGUUAUGGCUCUGAUACUUAUAAUCUACUCUAUACUGUAAAAAAAAAAGUUGGUGGCACACAAGUAAAACAGAUUAUCAUCUAAAUGUAGACAUCACUUUUAUUACUAAGAAAGAGCUUUUUUUUAGUCACAAAGUUCCCCCAACUGAAAUAGAUUUGCCAGUAAAAUUAUCUACAACAGUAAUCAUGGUAGUGAUAAGCAUGUUGUCUCAUUGACUUGUCUACAUAAGCCAACAGUGAACACAGAUCCCCAAGAAUCUUGUUUCUGUGGGAUAAAUAAAUCUUCAUUUCCUAUGUGUUUAUGCCCAUCCUUCCUUCCUUUAAACACCUCACCGUGACUACAGAGUAAUGACACCCUCUUCUCCAGUGGACCUUUAGGAUUCUCCCAGGGUGUGAGAGAACAAAAGCCUCAGCUUGGAAUGGCAACAGAGAUCUCUUGCAAAUUCUUGGAAAUAAAGUUUUAAAUAGUUGAGUGUUACCACUGGGCAUUUUUUUUUUUUCAUAAGCACACUACCUGAAAGUUGACCUCUGCUACAUAGACACUGAUGUUCACAGCACAUUUUGACACAAAAAUGAACCACAUUGGCCUAAAAUUACCUUGCAGAGACACUGCAUGGCUGAAUUACGUCACAAUUAUAUGACUUCUAAGCUAGAGGCAAAAACAUGCUGUGCAAGCAAGUGUGCAUUUAUUUAUGCACUUGUGGAAAUAUUUACAGCCUUCUGAAUAGCACAGGUUUCCUGACACUGAAAACAUCUACUUGCUUAUCUGGGUGACAAGUUAUCAGACCGUGUGUAUCCGUAGAGGUUACGAAGGCCCCAGGGAGUUUGGGGUAGACUCCCUCCAUUCACGGUGCCCCCCGUGUACCUGGGUGACCACAUACCACGCUGGAAUCACCCUAUUCAGGCUCCUUUUUCCACGCUCUGCCUCCUUCACCAUCUCAGAGGUCGGUGUUUUCCUCUGGGCGCUGCGGAGCCCCAGCCCGUGUCUCUUCCUCUCGGGACUGCGGGAAGGGGAGCCCUUGUCGCAGCGGCUGAGACUCGGCGGGCGCCCAGAGCAUCGCGCAGGGGGCGGAACGGGACGGGAGGGAACAGGAGGAAGGGGAGCGAGGGUUUCUCCCAUCCCGGGCUGGGCCAAUGGAACGGGAGCGCUGGAGGAGCCGCGCCCGGCGCUGGGCAGGAGUCCCUGCGGAUGUAGCUCACCUGCCGCUCCAGCAGGAAGGAGGCUAAUCCCAUAGCUCGGUCAGCGGCCCUCCCCGCCCGCAGGUGAGGCGGCGAGCCCUGCCCGGCCGGGCCCCGGCGGCACAGCAUGUCCGUAACAGAUCAAGCCUUUGUGACCCUUGCAACUGAUGAUGUGUACUGUCAAGGUGCUCUCGUUCUCGGACAGUCAUUGAGGAACCAUAAGACAUCCAGAAAAUUGGCAGUUCUAAUUACUCCAGAGGUUUCCAUUGGGAUGAGGUCAGUCCUCAGCAGUGUAUUUGAUGAAGUGAUUGAGGUGGAUGUGCUUGACAGCGCUGACUCAGUCCAUCUGGCUCUGAUGCAGAGGCCAGAACUGGGUGUAACCUUCACUAAGCUUCGUUGUUGGACUCUUACUCAUUACAGCAAAUGUGUCUUCAUGGAUGCAGACACUUUGGUACUUUGCAAUGUGGAUGAGUUGUUUGAUCGGGAAGAGUUUUCUGCAGCUCCUGAUUCUGGCUGGCCUGACUGUUUCAAUAGCGGUGUAUUUGUGUUCCGGCCCUCCUUGAAGACUUACAACCUGCUGCUCCAGUUUGCUGCUGAACAUGGCAGCUUUGAUGGAGGUGAUCAAGGCUUGUUGAACAGCUUCUUCAGCAACUGGGCAACAGCAGAUAUUGGCAAACACUUGCCUUUCCUCUAUAACUUAAGCAGCAGCUCUGUAUACACCUAUGUUCCUGCUUUCACUCAUUUUGGUAGAGAUGCCAAAGUUGUUCACUUCAUGGGAGCAACAAAGCCCUGGAACUACAAAUACAACCUUCAAACAAAGAGAGUUAUGCAGGAUGGCACCACCUCUGGAUCUUUUCACCAACUGUCGUUUCUUGCCCUCUGGUGGAAUAUCUACAGUGCCAGUAUAUUGCCUUUGUUGGAAAAAGGUGUUCAAAAGGUGGAAGAAUCAGAAUCUGAGGAAUGCAAGCAUGCUUUCAAUGGAGUUGAAGUUACCCUGAAGAAGGUCAGUUCUUACGUGGCCAGUUCUCUGCAAAAGCCUGAGCUCCCAGAGCAGACAAAUGAAGUAAAUCCCACAGCAUGCUCAGCUGAGGAGCUCGCCUUUAAAGCUCAACCUGUGUAUGAAGUCGAACCAAGAGAUUCUAACAUCCAUCUCUCUGAGCCUGACAGACCUUCAGAACAACCUGUAUUUCAACCUGCAUAUCAGGAAACCUCAGAAAUGAAUGAGGUUGCACAUUCCGUUUCAGAGCUGUCUAUUCACUUCAAACCAGCAAAACCAACUCCAGAAGAUGAACGGAGAAAAUGGGAGGAAGGGCGCAUGGACUAUAUGGGGAAAGAUGCUUUUGAACACAUCAAAAAGAAAUUGGAUGCAUUUUUACACUAAGACAGAGUGUACUGUUAUGCCCAUCGUGAUAGAUAUUUUUUUAUAAUUCAAUUCAUGAAUACUUGGCUUAACCAGUUUAGCUGACACCAGUUAGAGGUUCUUAUGGAUCCUUAUAUUUAUAUUGGGGGACCUUAAAAUAUAUAGAAUCUUGGUUUUUAACUGAUAAAUGUGCCUCAGCUUAAUUGUUACAAUUGUCUCAUCUUCAUUGUAUUCACACAGUGCCUUCUAAAGCAUAAUGAAUGGUACCUUUCUGAGUAUGAACUCUCAUGUAUUUAUCACACUUCCCUGAUGCACCAUCUGCAUUCUGCAGAAACAGUCAUGUGUAGGAAACAUGUUGGAAAUUUAAAUUGUUUUGGAAGUUGGACUUUUCCCAGAUUGAGAUUAUUCCCAAAGUACUUCCAGAAGUUGCUAUAAAGUAUUUAAAUAAAAAGAACUUAUUAUUGAAACCAAAUUUACACAAAUUUCAAGAGUAACUGUGAUGUAGGCUUCAAUUCAGGAAAGAAUUGAUGAAAAGCUGACUUCAUAGGAGUCUGCAAUAAAACUUUUCAAUUUAAACACAUUUUAGACACAAUUAGAGGAACUUCAGAGUUCAUCUGAGAUCACUGGUGGGUGCUCUACCUACUUAUAGGAAGCUGCUCAGUUCCAUAGCAAGUGUGAGGAAGUGUGGCUUAAAACUCUUCAAAGCAGAGUGAUAAUGUAUGUUAACCUUUUAUAUUGUUGCCAUAGGAUACUGAUGCUUUUUUAAAUAUUGUAAGCUUUAAUUGCAUAUUCUGAGUUGUGUGGUCAGGAGAAGAAAUGCUGACAGCAUGGUGUAAACCUUCUGGUGCUUUUUAUAAAUUUGUUUACAGUACUUCAAACUGCAGCUGCAAAAGGCCUUCUUUGGCUUAGCAUUACUGCCCCCAUACUGAAGGCAAUUUGAGUGCAACUGAAAACAAAAUUGGUACUUGUUUUAGUAAACAGGCCCUUUGAAGAUCUCUUAAACAAUAGCUGUGUGUGGGAACUCAUAAAUCUCUGAGGAUAAUUCCAGAAAAAAAUCUACUGAUGAGACUGCAUUAUAUUAAGGACACUUAUGGGGGAAUGUUUUUUGUAUUUGAGUACUUGACUCAUCUCAGUGACUUUGUUUUAACAAACAAGUAAAAUACUUCUUUCAAAGCAAAAAACUGUUAAAUAAAGAGUCAUGACAGUUAUGCUAAUAUAAUAAUAGAUUUUACAGUUAUUUGUAACCUAGCUCAAUAUUGGAAUAAGAAUUCUGCAGUGAUGUUGCAGGACUUGAAAUAUUUUGGUCUAAAUACAUCACGAAUUUUGGCAGACAGAUGCCUAAAGAAACAUUUUGGGAAUUCUGUCAAAAAGCAAUGAUGUACUGUUACGCACAGAUGCUAGCAGGAUAAAAGGAUGGCAGGAUAGGAGGGAAGAAGAAAUUUUUAUUUCUUUUCCCUUCCAUCAAAAAGGAUGAGAAUGUGGGGCAGGGAAUAAGUGCACAAAUCAAGAAAGGAAUGAAAGAAUCAAAAGGUCCCUUGAAAGAAGAAAAAAAAGCUUUUAAGUAUCUUUGAAUUACGUCCUAAUAUUCACAUUAAUGGAUUUGCUUUCACUUUUGUAGAAUACUUCUGAUUUUAUCUAGUUCUCAUUUACCCUUAAACUCUUAAAUGGGGAAUCCUAUUGUUGUGUCUGUUGAAUACAAUCUUCUAGGUCAAGUUAGGUGUUUAAGGGCAGCAGAGAAAUUGAGAACAGUUCUCUCUCUGACUAACCUUAGCACCCUCUAUAGCCCAUGUUCCUGGGUAGGUGACCUUCACACUUGAGCACAGGUGGGUGUAUUCUACCUCUUGGUGCUGUGGCCCAGUGCAGCAGGUGGAGAUGACAGCAGCUGCAGUGUACCCUCACUCACCUGGCAUUUGAUCUUCUGAUUAUCCCUGUUUCUUAGUGAUCCUCGUGCACUGCUGAGAAAGUCCUCUGCUUUAUAAAUAUUGCUGCUAAUACAAUCCUAAUAGCUUUUGAAGACUAAAUAAAGCUGUAGUCAGCAAUGUGAACUCAUGCUUCAUACAGCUGUGCUUUUUACAUUACCUACUUAUUUGGUACAUUGAUUAGAUUAUGUAAAAAAAAUUACUGAUGUGAAAUCAGUAACUGAAGGUUUUUAAAAAUAUGCAUAUGAAUGUAAUCAAAUAUGUGAUUGAGUACUUUUCAAACUGUUAAUAUGUACAGUGGUACUCUGUGUGGCUUAUACAAUGUUUUGCAAAGAAUUAUAGUACAAUAAUGUAAUGGAAAUAAAAGAAAUGGAAAAGACAUAUGAAGUCAUGUGCUUAUCAAAUGAUGAAGAAAAAUUGGUUGUUUACAUUGUGUCAGGGAAUAUUACUUGUGAAUAACUAGUUAUUUUAAUUUCUUUUUAAAUUUUAUUUAAUUGCUUUUGAGACAUUAGCAUUACAUGCUGAGCAGAAUUAAAAGUUGAGAGUAAUAAUUAUUUCUACAGAUAUACAUAAUUAUGAUGUUUAGGAUCUCUUGAAUUGGCAAACAGUAGUUGGUUUAUUGUUUUUCAUGGAAAAGUACAGCUGUUAAAAGCCCUGCCCUAAUUUUUGUUCCUGUCUUCAGACACAAAAAUUGAACUAGUUACUGGUAAUGUAGUGUUGUAGUGCUUCUAGCACACAACUGUUGCCAGCAGGCUGUGAAAAGGGACAAUUUUUUAUGUGAAUGCAGUGCUGUGCUUCAGGCAGCAUUCUGGGCUUUUAUGGCCAUCAUUUUGAAGUCCUGGGGUCACAGGCAGGUCUGAGGGAUGUUAGGGGCUGCAUGUGGCCAUGAGCCACAGCACUGAGGUUUGCUAAGUCAAAAUGUGUCUUGAGGAAAAAAACAAACCUACCAAGCUUCACCUGGAAUUUUUUUCCCCAUAUUUAACUGUGGUAUAGCCUCGAGUAUUUUUAGGGUAAAGAAAGUUAAGAAAUGUAAGCUUUUGGUGGCACUAUUCAUCUUUAAACAAGGCCAGACUAUGGCUUACUGUUGUAGACUUUGUAUUUAGAAAGGACAACUUGUGUUUAAAACAAAACAUGCUGAUUCUUCUGUCAUGUGCUUGGUGUUAUUCAGAGCUUUUAUUUGCCAUACAACAAUUUUAUUGGGUGCUCUUCAUGUAAAAGAAGGAGAUAGUGUGGGUGUGCCACAAGGGAAAUUCUUGAAAAUUUUAGACAUGUGGGUUAAUGCACUUUUCUAGCCUACAGGAAAAGGACAUUGGUGUUCCUGAAAUAUCACUUGACUUACUGCCUAGUGUUUUGUGAGGACAUUUCCAUCUGGGUUGUUCUUUCAAAAUAAGUUUUCUUUGUCUCUCUGUAUCAGUCAGCUCACAACAUUGGCUUUUCUAAAGCUGGCACUUGAAAAAAUGCUUUGUUUUGUUUGGCUUUCUACACCUUGAUUUUUCUAUCCAUGAAUGGGAGGCUGGGUUAGUAGCAGGUGUUUGAUACUUUUGUGUGCUGCUAUAAACAGCUUGUUGUUCACCAAUAAGUCUGCACUAUGCCUAUUUAUUCCUUAAUGGAUCUGGUUCAGUUGCUUUCCUAAUCUAAACUGCUUUGAUUCUU
Cyanistes caeruleus (blue tit) is the source of this 6674-nucleotide messenger RNA. RefSeq names its product glycogenin 2 (gene GYG2). Lineage: Eukaryota; Metazoa; Chordata; Aves; Passeriformes; Paridae. Gene Ontology annotation, molecular function: glycosyltransferase activity. The record is from RefSeq and is a predicted model, not a curated record.